GGUAGUCUUAGACAACGUUUGAAAUAUUUUAAAACUUAGAUGGCGGCAUAAGUCGAAAAAGUGAAAAUCAUAUGUAAAAAUGCUUCGUUUUCCUUAUUGGGUUAAAUUUGUUAACAGCAUAAGUAAAAUUUGUAAAAGUUGUUAAAUUCAAAUUGUUACACGUAUUCCAUUAGUGCUAAAUUUCUUGCGAUGUGGGAGAAUACUUUAUUAAUAAUUAAAGCGAAUUAUAUGCGCAAACGUAAAAUUCUUUUGAAAUAUUUAUUGCAGCGUGGCUUCCAAAUGCAAGGAUCGCGAAGUUUGUUAUUUUCUCCUGAACACGCUGCCGAAUUCUAUAAAGAUAGGACGGACGACACUGACUUUAUGGUUUUGGUGAUCUUAUUGUCUAAAGGCAUUUCGGAGGCUUUUGUGCUAGCUAAGGACAACGCUGUGCGGGAUUUGGGUGAUAUUAUGUGUUGUUACUUCGGUUCUUCCAGUGAAAUGGAACGUAUGAUUCAUGUUACAAUGUGUCCCCAUAAAGCUCAACGUGAAAUCAGAUACAUAUUUCCGAACUAUAUUCACGAUCCAAUUUAUUGCCCCGAACAUUUAAAAUGCUGUAACGACGAAUCUUUAAUGAGACCCAUGAUCAGUAAAUUAUAUGAUAUCAUAAAGGAAGAUGAUGGGAAAAGCUUUAAAGUAUCCUGGAAAACACAACUAACUGACGAACUAAUGUCAAAUCAUGAAACUGUAGGAACAAUUACAAAUAUCUCCUCUUACAAUCCAAAAGGCAUUGCUGAGACUACACAGACUAAGGAAACAUCUCUUAAAUGGGAAGACGAACGUCAUACAUUAUUAGAAACAUUAUCAGUCUCAUCCGGCUUAAGUGUUAGUACUUCGUCUUGUUUAUCUUGUUCGCCCUUUGGAGAUGACGAGAAAUAUGCGAAACAAUUUCAUCGCAAGACAUCGUUGGUUGAUUUGAUUAAAGCUAAGACAACCCCGUUGAAACUACCUAGCAGUAGCAGAAGUACUUCUUCAAUGAAACCAAUCCGUAGAAAAGUCCAACGCAAAGAAAGGAAAGUAACGGACGCUUCGCACUUUAGUUUGGACGUUGUAGAUGAAGAAUCCUUGUCGGACAAUGUGGAUGCAGAUAAUUAUGGAGAUGAACAUUACUCCCAAUUCGAUGCAGAGUCUGAAACCGGAGCACAGUCUGAAUUUAAGCGCAAAUUGAAAUCACAACCUCCUACUGAUUUGCAAGGUGGCACUAAGGCAAAAGCAAAGAGUGAAUUGGACGGGAAAGCUCAAUUUGAACCCAUGCAUAAAUCUGCGUCUGAAGCUCAAUCUGAACUUCGGCCCGAACCUCGAUCUGAGAUUCGGCUAGAAGGUAAGACUGAACUCGAGGAAGAAAUUCAAUCGGAACCUGAGCAUGUAUUAAGACCUGAACUAGAGUCUCAACCCCAGCUUGGAUUCCAACCGGAGACUGAGCUAGAAGCUGAGUCGGAACUAGUGGAGGAAGUUAAAUCGAUACCUAAGCAUAUAUCGCGGUCUGAACUACAGUCUCAAUCUCAGAUUGAAUUUCCACCACACUCCCCCCCGGAAGGUAACACUGAACUUGCAGAGGACAUUCAAUCGGAGUCGAAGCAUGCACUUGAGGGUGCUCCCAUCGAAUAUCAUCUGGACGAAGAAAUAACCGACGAAGAGUUCCAGUAGUUAAUUGAGAAAUAAUUU
Glossina fuscipes is the source of this 1701-nucleotide messenger RNA. RefSeq lists its product as uncharacterized. The transcript is spliced from 3 exons. NCBI's taxonomy places the organism in Eukaryota, Metazoa, Arthropoda, Insecta, Diptera, Glossinidae. Bases 190 to 1683 code for a protein of 497 amino acids. The record is from RefSeq and is a predicted model, not a curated record. Gene Ontology annotation, biological process: negative regulation of oxidative stress-induced intrinsic apoptotic signaling pathway.